GCGGCGCUGUAGUCACAGGUAGACCGGGAUUAGGCAUUUACUCCAGGGGACCCCUUUUAGGCUUGGGCGCCUUCUCGUUGAUUUAUCUCACAUCUGAACGUGUUUUCUCUUCAUUUCACAAUUUCCUCUCGUUUGGGUGCCAACGCAAGGGCAUUUAACCUGCAAAAAUGGACAUUUGCAAACGUUUUACAGAAAGUAUGGACCAGUUGUAAAUCAAACAAACAUUGAACAACUAAACAGCCGAAGAACGACCGAAAAGAGGGAUCACUAAAGGGGAUGCUGGACCAAUGAGAACCAUGCGCGUCAUGUGGUCAGUUGUCACGGCUCUCCUCGUCGCCAUGCUCUUUGGUAUCAUCCAAUCAGAACUGCAGGAAGGAGCCCUCGUUCCAGAUACAGACACCCAGGAUAAGGCCAGUGAAAAUGCCACUCCCACCCCCUCGUCUGAACAUGAGGAUGACAACUCUCUAGGCUAUACAGGAUCUCGUCUGCGUCAGGAUGACUCCCCUCCUCGGAUCGUGGAGCACCCCUCUGACCUCAUCGUGUCCAAGGGGGAGCCGGCCACCCUCAACUGCAAGGCGGAGGGGCGUCCCGCCCCCACGGUGGAGUGGUACAAGGACGGGGAGCGGGUGGAGACAGACCGGGACAACCCCCGUUCCCACCGCAUGCUGCUGCCCAGCGGCUCCCUCUUCUUCCUGCGCAUCGUCCACGGCCGACGCAGCAAGCCAGAUGACGGCAGCUACGUGUGUGUGGCCCGUAACUACCUGGGCCAGGCCGUCAGCCACAACGCCUCGCUGGAAGUAGCCAUACUGCGUGAUGACUUUAGACAGAACCCAGCGGAUGUGAUGGUGGCGGCGGGUGAACCUGCUGUACUGGAGUGCCAACCCCCCCGUGGGCAUCCUGAGCCCACCAUCUCAUGGAGGAAAGACGGUACCAACAUCAAUGACAGGGAUGAGCGCAUCACGAUCCGCAGUGGGAAGCUGAUGAUCACCAACGCCAGGAAGAGUGACGCAGGGAAAUACAUUUGUGUGGGGACCAACAUGGUGGGAGAGAGGGAGAGUGAGAUUGCAGAACUGACUGUACUAGAGCGCCCAGGGUUUGUGAAGAGGCCCAGUAGUAUUAUGGUGCUGGCAGAUGAGAGUGUGGAGUUCAACUGUGAGGCGCGGGGAGAUCCGGUCCCCACUGUCCGCUGGAGGAAAGAGGAUGCAGACCUGCCCAAGGGGAGGUAUGAGAUCCUAGAGGAUCACACCCUGAGCGUGCGUGGUGUAAGACUGUCAGACGAGGGCUCCUACACGUGUGUUGUAGAGAACAUGGUGGGAAAGGCUGAGGCGUCCGCUACGCUGACCGUACACGUCUUCACUGUGCCCCCAGCGUUUGCCAUGCGCCCCAGAAACCAGGUGGUGGCAGUGGGGAGAAUGGUCACCUUCCAGUGUGAGGCCACUGGAAACCCCCAGCCUGCUAUCUUCUGGCAGAGGGAGGGCAGCAAUAGCCUGCUGUUCUCCUACCAGCCCCCGCAGCCCUUCAGCCGUCUCUCUGUGUCCCAGACUGGCAGUCUGACCAUCGCAGAUGCCCAGCGCUCUGACGCCGGCUACUACAGCUGUCAGGCCCUCAACAUCGCUGGCUCCGUCAUCACCAAGGCCCUGCUGGAGGUCACUGACAUGGUGUCGGACCGCCCCCCUCCUGUGAUCCGACAGGGCCCGUCCAAUCAUACGGUACCUGUGGACAGCACAGUGGUCCUGGGUUGCCAAGCAACAGGGACCCCCACUCCAACAGUCCACUGGAAGAAAGACGGGGUGGUGGUGUCCCCCGAGGAGGCCCGCAUCACCCAGAUAGACACAGGAGCCCUGCAGAUCCGCUACGCUAAGCUUGGAGAUACAGGCAUCUACACAUGCGUGGCGUCCAGCCCCAGUGGAGAGGCAUCCUGGAGGGCUUACCUGGAGGUGGAAGAGUUUGGAGUAGUUGUCCAGCCAGGUCGACCCACAGACCCUAACCUGAUCCCCAGUGGCCCGUCCAAGCCUGACGUGACUGACGUGAGCCGCACCUCUGUCACUCUGUCCUGGAAAUCCAACUCAAACGCUGGGGCCACGCCCACCUCCUAUGUCAUCGAGGCAUUCAGUCACGCGUCGGGGAGUAGCUGGGUGACUCUGGCUGACCACGUGAAGAUGGAGACCUUUGUCCUGAAGAACCUCAAGCCAGGUGCAGUAUACCUGUUUCUGGUGAGAGCAGCCAACGCCUAUGGCCUCAGUGACCCCAGCCCCAUCACUGAUGCAGUCAGGACACAAGACACCCCUCCCACCAGCCAGGGGGUAGACCACCGUCAGAUCCAGAGGGAGCUGGGGGAUGUGGUGGUCCAUCUCCACAACCCCACUAUCCUCUCUUCCUCCUCCGUCAGGGUGCAGUGGACGGUGGAGCAGCAGUCUCCGUACAUCCAAGGUUACAAGGUGAUGUACAGGGCGUCUGCUGAGCUGGGCCAGCCGGGGGGACAGUGGAGCGAGUUUGAAGUGCGGAACCCUGGAGAGGACGGUGCUGUGGUGCCUCAGCUGAAGAAGGGGGUCACCUACGAGUUCAAAGUGCGUCCCUUCUUCGAUGAAUUCCAGGGAGCGGACAGCGAGGUGAAGGUGGCCAGGACGCCUGAGGAAGCCCCCAGUGGAGCCCCCCGGGGCGUUACCGUGACGAAGAGUGAUGCCAAUGGGACCGCCAUCCUGGUCGCCUGGCAACCGCCUCCCGAGGAGGAACAGAACGGAAUGGUACAGGAGUACAAGAUCUGGUGCCUGGGCAACGAGAGUCGUUACCACGUAAACCGGACAGUAGAUGGCUACACCUUCUCCGUGCUGAUCCCCAGCCUGGCGCCAGGGAUACGCUACAGCGUGGAGGUCGCUGCUAGCAACGGCGCUGGCCCAGGGGUCAAGAGUGACGUCACCUUCUUUCAACUUGACUCUACAGGUCAGAUGUUAGACAGUCGUGAGGACCAGGACACGCUGUCUCAGAUCUCAAACGUGGUCAAGCAGCCGGCGUUCAUUGCAGGCAUUGGCGCUACCUGCUGGGUGGUCCUCAUGGUGUUCAGUGUGUGGCUUUACCGCCACCGCAAGAAGAGGAGUGGCCUCAGCAGCAGCUACGCCGGCAUACGCAAAGUUCCAUCAUUCACCUUCACUCCUACAGUGAACUAUCAGAGAGGAGGAGAGUCUGUCUGCAGUGCUGGGAGACCCGGGCUGCUGAACAUGGGGGAGAGUGUGAACCAGCCGUGGCUGCCAGACUCCUGGCCCAACACCUGUGCCAACCACAAAGACUGCAGCAUCAACUGCUGCAACACUGGAAAUGGCACCAGCGACAGCAACAUGACCACCUACAGCCGCCCAGCCGACUGCCUCGCCAACUAUGGCAGCCAGUUGGAGAACCAGCAGGGGGGGGGUCUACUGGGGCCUGAACAGGCUGUGUACAGCGACGUGGACCUCUCCAACAAACUCAACGAGCUCAAGACCUUCAACAACCCCAGCCUGUGCUACAUGGGCCCAGGGGCAGGUCCGCCCACCCCCUACGAGCCCACCCCCUACGCCACCACCCAGCUCAUCCAGUCCAGCAUCCUGAACAAGGCUGCAGCAGCUGGGGCCGCGGCUGGGGCCCCUGAUAUACGUUGUUGGAACCAGCCCCCCUCCCAGCUGCAGAAAGCACAUAUGCAGUACAACAUCAUGGAGCAGAGCAACAGGCUUAAUAAAGACCACUAUAGAGGAGAUGGGCCCCUGCAAGGCACCGUCCCGUACAACCAGGCCCACGAACACAGCACAGGAGGCUCCCACCACAGCUCUGACAGGGGCAGCAACAGCACCUCUGGGAGCCAAAGUCAUAAGAAGGGAACUCGCACUCCCAAACUGCCCAAAACUAACACAGUGAACCGGGGUGAACUUCUGCCCCCUGCCCCUGCCAUCCCCCCACCAAGCCGGAGCUGUGACGAGUAUACCCUGCCCAUGGAAAAAAGCUUUAACCCAGAUGCCCUAUGCCCAAUGCUUCCCUCGCGGAUGUACCUGCAUCCGGAUGAGAUGGAGGAAGAGGAGGCGGAGGAAGGGAUGGAUAGGUGUCCCACCCCCCCUGUCAGAGGGGCAGCCUCAUCCCCUGCGGGUUUGUCCUACAGUCACCAGUCUACGGCCACUCUCACCCCCUCCCCCCAGGGAGACCAGCACAACGGCCUAUACAAUGGAACAGACCACCACAGACAACACGCGGCCAGCCCCCCUCCUUUUCCGCUCCCCCUCUCCCCUCCACACACCUACGGCUACAUCUCCAGCCCCCUGGCACUGGAUACUGACGGUCAGGAGGAAGAGGAGGAGGAGGAUGAAGAAGAGGCAGGGGAUGAGACGGAUGCAGACAUGGCCCAGGGUCACUACCACCAGCACCAAAAUAACCACCAGCCCCACCAACAACUGCCCCACCACCAGCACCCCCGUUCCCCACGCAGGCUGCAUCUCCGGGGUCUGGAGCAGACGCCGGCCUCCAGCACGGGGGACCUGGAGAGCUCCGUGACGGGCUCCAUGAUUAACGGCUGGGGCUCGGCUUCCGAGGAGGACAAUUGCUCGUCAGGACACUCCAGCGCCGUCAGCUCCUCAGACGGAUCCUUCUUCACAGACGCCGACUUCGCCCAGGCUGUGGCCAACACAGGGGACUACACAGCAGGUCUACGCAUGGCCAGGUUCCCAGAGGACACAGGACCAGCAGGGAGACGGCACCAGCGUCCCAGCAGCCCCCUGUCCACAGACAGCAACAUGAGCUCUGCAAUGAUGCAGAAGAGACCGCCCAAGAGGCACAAGCAGCACCAGGCCCAGGUUGGCCACCAAGGUCACCAGAAGAGGAACGACUUCACAGACGACUCCUGCAUGCCCUUGAAGUCCCCUAGUCACAUGUCGCGGUGUGGCUAUGAGGUGAGGGGUGCCACGCUCCCUAGGAUUGGCUCUGGGGAGAGUCGGGGCCGGAGAGGGAGUGCAGGAGGCCAGAGGACCAGAGAGGGCUCUGUGGAGAGACGGGAGGCCCAGGACAAGAACAGGACUCCAAAGGAAGGCAAGGGUAGCAGCAAAGCCUGUCAAAACCCAGGUUCUGAGGACAUCCCCCCGUACAGCAGGCCCUCCUUCCCCUCGGUGCAGGGCCAGAGCCAGGCUCAGAGCUCCUCCAGCUCCAUGUCCUCCCGGGGCUCAGGGGGACGGAGGAGAGAUGGGGCCCCCGGGGCCCGUAGGAACCCCACAGACACACUGCCCAGCAUCGCAGGCUUCCAGACCCAGGAAGAGGAGCUAGAGCUGCUGGAGAGCUGAGGAUCAUGGGAGAAGGAAAGAAAGGGGGAUCUGACAUCACAAUUCAGUGACUAUUAUGUAAAUUACUUUUCAUAUCAUACAGAACAAAAAAACUGAACAAUAUUUAAUAUUUGUUUUUCGUAUUACAAUUUCUAAUUUGAUGUCCAUCUUGCAAGAAAAAAGAAAGUGAGAAAAAAGGUGCAAUGGCGUUUGAGUCUGUUAACUAAAUAAUUUUUUACUUGACUUGUUGGUUGAGAGCUUGCUUCCAUUUGCCUCGAUGAAAGUAGUCACAGCCUCAAUGAAAGUACAUGCACAUUAGAUGGCUGUUGUCAGUGUAUACAGAGACCUUGUCUUGGACCACCUGCUGUGGUAUCACAGACUGGUCUUGGCCUGUCUGUUGCCCCUGUAAUUAAUAUUUGGACAUCACUAUCCAUCUUGUACAUUUUUGUUAAUUUUACUGCCACAAAAAUUGCUACAAUGGGAAUUUUACAUUUGUUUUUAAUGUAUUUUUGUAAUGCACUGUUUUUGUUUUGUUAUUGAUGUUGGUCUUGUCAAUGUGCGUUAUUUGUUCUACUUUGGUUUCAAAAGCACAAUCACUUAACUUUAUUUUAAACUAUUGUUAUCUAUGACCUUCUGUCAUACAAGAGGAACAAUGAUACACACGAUUGGACCAGUGUUAUGUGUCUUAAUAUUCUGUUUCUGUUAGGGGUUGGGAUGGAAGCGAAACUCCCCUGUCUAGUUUAGGUUCAAUUGAAACCACAGUGUUUAUUUGGACUCAAGGGGACACUGCCCAAAGCAGUGAUUGCAUUCAUAGAUUUAUUAUGGCCAAACUACUAUGUUAAUCGGACUAUACUCUCAUGUCUAAAAAUGCACUUAUGAGGAAGUGAGAGAGACAGUAGACAAGCUGAGGGAUACAUUGUACCAAUAGAGAAGGAUGAGGACGCCCCAUUAGUAGGAGUCUCCCCAUUAGUAGGGAAUGUUGAUGGAUCCAUCCUGGAAAAUUGAUUUCUCCAUGCCUGAUGAUGGGUAGCAUUUUCUCCAUGAGCAACCAGCACACAGUGACACAUCCACCAUGGUUUCCCAGCAAGACAGAGGGCAGAGGAAAGUGACAUUAAUACUUACCCUGAAGAAGGACUCUAUUACAGAAAGAGGACAACUGGUGACAAAGACUGGGACUUGAAAAUGCUGCAGCUUGGAGAUGGAACAGCAUGUUGGGUUUAGCUUCGUUUUGGCUACAUCUAGGCCAAGCUUUGGGUACUUUUUUUUGCUUCCUACACAUCUACAGAAUGUGUGAAACAUUGUUCGCUGAGGACACGUGACAUUUGUUUGGAGUUUGCCAUGUUUUAAAGAAUUGCAACUAUGUUCAUGAUGUCAGCCAUGGUAUUUCAUUACUGAGUAUGUUAUAAACGGGAUGAAAAAAAUAUUGUCAUUUUUACCACAUUAUUUAUUAUUAAAAUGUCUUCAAAUGCCA
This is a messenger RNA of Coregonus clupeaformis (lake whitefish), 6741 nucleotides long. Its product is annotated as roundabout homolog 1-like. Gene Ontology annotation, cellular component: neuron projection. The coding region runs from base 288 to 5291 and encodes 1667 amino acids. The record is from RefSeq and is a predicted model, not a curated record. The transcript has 31 exons. Gene Ontology annotation, molecular function: protein binding. Lineage: Eukaryota; Metazoa; Chordata; Actinopteri; Salmoniformes; Salmonidae.